AUAAGCCAAUCGUUUGAGCUGUUACAUAGCCUACUCGGUAGGGAAAAUUUGCAUGGAAAAUAAACCAAUCAUCUUCUACGUGCCUGAAAGCUACGAGGCUGAGAAACAUCGUUCAAAAAAUCGGAAGUGUGAUACACAUUCGUCCGAGAGAAUGCCAAAAUUCAACCUAAUUUUUCAGCGUCAACAGAGCACUGAAACGUGAAAAUAACCUGCUCCAUUGAAAUGAGUACCCAGUCUGCCCCACUUGCAAGCAGUGGGACCCCUGCCCCCACCACCACCAGCCAGUCCAGCACCCCUGUGCCGAUGAACAGCACCGAUGCCAAGCCAGGCAGCAAGAGCCCCGCCAAGGGCAGUCCCAAGGUGGUGGUGCAGCCGGUCAACCCUCCCAUCAGCAUCUCGCUGCCGGUGGAGCCCCAGCAGCAGAUAUUCACCAUCACGCAGCACAAGCACGCCCCCGAGCCUGGCAAGAUGCACAUCCCAGCGACUAUCUCCAUUGCAGCCACUCCUGCUGUCAAACCUCAACCUGUCUCCCGGCCAGUUGUAUCAAAGAUGCUACCAACCACCCUCCCCCAGCCUACUGCCUACAUGGUGCCCAGCACCCAUGCCUCUCCGAGCACCCACCCAAUCCCUGGUACCCAGUCCGCCCCCAGCACAUACGCAGUGCCUGGAGCCCACAUUGUACAGAGCGCCCCGACUGCGGCCCCCGGUACCCAUCUGUUGACGACUGCUCUCCCGGUGCCCAGCGCCCAGUCCCAGGUGCGCCUAUCCACUGCGUGGUCGUCCGCCGUCACCUCCGCCGGGGGUGACACCCACAAGGUCAAAGUCAGCAGCACGCCCGUCCAGGUGGCGACCAGCGGUGCCCAGCCGGGCACAGUGGGCAGCCUGGCAAGCCUUCCGCAGUACGUCCGGGGGGUACCCAUGCAUCCGAGCUUGAUCACUGGUACCCAUGUUGCAGCGGGACAGAUACAGCAGCAUACAUUUCCUUCGCAUUUACCCAGAGGAGCAGCAGCGGCUGCCGCUAUGUCGGCCCCCAAGAGCGGCAUGACCACAGCCAUCUUGAGAACCACCACACCUGUCUCCCAGGGUCAGCUCCCCAACACGACCAUCACCAUGGCGUCUCCGGCUGUACAGUCGCCAACCCUCUCUGGCCAGCAACUGCAGCGGCAUCACCAACCAGCUCCAGUUCACCUGCCAGGCCAGCACCAAAUGCCGGGCCGAUUACACUCCCCGGCCGGCCUGGGAGGGGUAGGCAUGGCCCCCACUGGCCCACCAGGCAUCACCCGUGCCAGCUCCCCUGGCGCUGCAGCCAGCAUGCCCACGCACCAUGCUAGCACUUCGGAGGCUCACAGGACUCUGCCUCAUGCGUCCAUGGCUCAGCCCCACCUCCAAACUGCUGGCCAUCCCUUCCGCCCAGACAUCAAGCAGCUGCCCAAGACCGACAAGAAGCAACCGGAAGGCAAAGCAGAGGCCACCAAGCCGACCGACCCGAGCACCGUCAUCACCACCGUGACGUCCAAGCCAGAGGUCAAGCUGGUGGACCCACGGCCCAGCUACAACUGGGUGACGGUCACCCAGCCAGGAGGGGGAGGGGCUCCUAAGGUGUCGCAGCUGGGCGGGGCCAAGCACACCUACAUUUCCUCCCAGGGGCUGGGCGUGCAGAGGAUGACGCACCCUCCCCAGGGGGUAGGGAUCCCAGCCAGCAGUGUCACCAGUCAGGUGUCCAGUAGCCUGGUCACUGCCACCACACUCUCGCACCACACAGUACCUUCUCAGACUAUAAUUCACAGCAGUAUGCGAACAUCGGCAAUAACUGUGACAACGUUGAGCUCUCAACCACAGCCAAUAACCACUUCGUCAAUUCCAGUCGCUAAGGUCUUACCCCGUCAGAUGUCCCAUCCAGCCAGGCCCAGUGGACCUUACGUCACCGAGGGCGGAUCGUACAUCUCCGCCCACAGCAGGAGCUCCCCCAACACAUCGGCUGCCACAACGGUCACCGCGCUGCCCCCGACAGUGUCCCUGAGCGAUGGGCGGGGCGAGAGACCCAGCCACCCUGGAACCAUCGCCCAUGGGGGACAUGCGUACCCGACCUCCAUGCAGCAGUACUUCUUGGGCACAAUGGAUUAUCGCAAUCCCAUGAUAUAUGGCAGUCCUCACUCCUUUGCUUCGAUGUCUGCUGCUGGCGUCCGAUCUACACUGGGAGAGUCCCACAUGAGGCACACGAUGCACCCAACGACUCCCCAGAACAGCUCUGUGGCCGCUGCGGUCGUAGCGGCCGCCCACUCAGCCACGGCGGGCGCCCACGUGGCCACGGCAGGCGGUCCGGUGCGACUCAACCCCACCAGCAUGAUGAUUGAGUCCCGGCGACAGCUGCCCGUCCACAACACCAUGGGCAUGGCGCCCUCGUUAGAAGCUGGUGUCCAUACUAGCGCAGCUGUGUCACUCGGCGCAACUCAGCCGGCGAGUAAUUCCCCGAAUCCCAACGCCUCACCAAGGCCAAGUAUCCUCAAGAGGAGAAUAAAUAACGACAGUUCUGCGAUCAGGAAGCUGAUACCAAGCAGUCAGUCCAAUAGCCAGCCCAGCAGCCCCAAGACAGACUUCGCCAGAUCAACCUCAAGCUCGCCAAAACACAGCGAUUCGUUAGCCAGCAGCCAACACUCUGUGGACAGCAAUGCCUCGGAGGCUAGCCUGGAUGUGCCAUCAUCGGCCGUCAAAAUCAAGCAGGAGCACGAGAUCAUCCAUUCAGAGGCUGGCGCCCAGGCUAGCCUGCCCCGAGACCUGAGCCUGACCAACUCCAUCGGGGAGUGCAGCCCGUCGCCUCGGAAGAAACCCCGCAAACAGCAACACAAGGUUGCCACGGAGCAUCACGACAUCCUUGACGACCAGUCCACGGACGAAGAGAUUGAAACCAAGCACAAACACGUCCGUGUCAAGAAAGAAAAGAAAGAGAAAAAGGCAACAGUGUCUGAUGUUGAUCACGUCAAUGUGGUGCAUUACUUCCGCCGGCCCUGUGUGCGGCUGAUAGACACUUACCGCCAGUCGUGGAAGCCCACCCACAACCACUUUGAGAGGUACUCGGACGUCCGGCCAAAAGAAGAGAAAAAGACCUCAAUUCACGAGAUCGCCAACCAGCGAGGGAUUGUCAAGAAGACGGACGGAUGGAAAGUCAGGCACAUCACCUACCAGUUUGAGGACCUGCAUGGAUUAGAGAAAGAUGUUUUCAACGAGAUGAAAGGGAUUAAGGAUGGUAUGGCCCCCUGGCAGACCCCUGGGAAGGAGAGUGACACGUCCACGAUCUACGAACUCAUACAGGGCAACAUCCAGAGGUCCCAGUACGUGAUGGAGCACUUGGAGGAAGCCAAGAACACCAUGCAGAAGCUCCUGGAUCACAAGCCCAAGGUCAUGGCCAUCAUCAAGAACCACGCCAACAAACGGCACGCCAAGAAGAAGCACAGCCCCUGAAACUGGACGCAAACUGAGCCAGCGUAACAAAUGCCAUGCUGCGAAGAGAAGCGCAGGCCCUAGAUCCCCGACAGGAACUGCCACGAAACACAGCCCUCCCCCCCUCAUUUCAGUGAGAACUAAACCACCAAAUGGCCAGGCUAGAAAGGAAGACGGACCCUGGAGUCAUCAGGAUUCCUGCCGCCAGAAUGCCGUACUCGGGAAGAAACGGAGCCCCCUUGAGAACUAAGCCGCCAAAGGCUAUGUUGGGAAAGAAAAUGCAGAUCCUGGAUUCAGUGGGAGCCAAGCCAGAAAAUACUUCGCUGCGAAACAACACCUCGCGAAUUCAUGGAAACAACAUCCCUAUCAAACGUGACCAGGAACCCUGCCAGCUGACAGCACGCUGCAGAGACACAAAUGCGAGACAGCGCUUACAAGCGACAUAAUUUUAAAAAACCAACCAAAAGCUGCCCGACAGUUUUUUUUGGGGGGGGGGUUAAAGAUGACAUGGUCGUCCUGAAAACAGUUCAUCCCUUUGCAGGUCGAGCAUAGAGGCAUAGCACAUUCAUUACUAUGAGCAGUUUCUUUAAUCGGAUUCACAUUAUUCAUUGGCAGUCAGCGCUAGUCUUUGUCUUGGGAACACCCAAGAUUUUUUGACUUCCUUGUUACAGUAGAAAUACGUUUUCACUUUCUUCCGGUUCACUACAUAGAAACGUAGAAUAAAUAUGAAUACGCACCAUGUCGAACACUUACACGUUUCUCCGUUUCUUCAGUUCAAAGCAAAAAAGGUCCUUGAAGCAAAUAAAAUUCUGAAAAAACAUGGAAUGAACUUUAAAAAAAAAAAUGAUGAAGUAACUUCCAAGUGAUUUUAAUAUUAUGACUGCCCAGCACAGUAUUGUGAUAUUGCCAAUUGCUUCCAAUCAAUUUGGUAACGGACGAUCUUUUUGUCAACAAGGACCUCUUCAGUAAUGAACUAACAGUCUCAAGUCAAAGCUUUUCAGUGUGUGUCACUGAAAUGUACGUGUUUUCAUUGUAAUGUUUACCAUAUCCAAAAUUAAGUUAUGGAUCAGAUUGUAUAUACUGUAAAUAUACGAAUUUAUGUACAUAAUCAAUUUUCUUUCCAAGCCAAAAGAAACUCAGGAUUUGAGAAUGUUCAGUCCCAUGUAGCCACGUUUUGUGAAGAACACGAAAAUAAUUGUGCACUUUAUUUUCAUACCCUCACUUGGUAUUAUUUUCACACAAACCUGCAUAUGGAAUCGUGACACGGAGAUUGGCACAGUAUGUUUAGGACAUUAUGUAAAAUGCCACGCGCUAUCAAAAGUGUCACGUUAAAAUCCCCCGCUAAAAUUUUGCUGUCUGAAAUAACUGAAAACUCAUUGUGAAAGAUUGCUGACAACUGGAGAGCAGGAGCAAUUAGUAGGUGUAUUCUUCAUCAGUAACUCCCGACCAGAAUUAAAUUUUCUUUUACCACUGGCAUGUUAGAACUUGCUUUCAAUAAAAAAAAAUUGCACUGCGCUGAUCUGUUUUGACAAUUAAGUGUGACAGAAUGAUCUGUUAUUCAGUUUUGAACGGAAUAAGUUCUCCACGUUGUUGACAGAAGUCAUCAAGAAGUUUGAGUUCAUAAAGUUUGUCAAUAGAGGCUUUGCAUGGUAGCCAUCUUGCAGGGCAGUUGUUUUAUUCCACAGGGAAACAUCCUUUGUGCAUACCCUGUGGAACAAAAUCACUGGCCUGCAAGAUGGCAGCUAUGCAAAAAGCUAUAGGUACAAGGAAUAUAAUAGAUAUGAUGCCUUGUGUGCAUGUAACGUUCAAAUCACUUGGUCUGUCAGUCUUUAAAAUGGUACCAUUAAUGCUCUCCCAGUGCAGUAUGAUUUUUUUUAUUUUGUGUAAAAAAGUCCUUUAAAGAGAGAGCUUGGAGCGUGUAUUUUGAGAGGCAUUCGUUUUUGUAUUGCGUAUUUUAUAUACAAAUCAUUUGAGUUGAAGGGCAGGUAGUGCUAUGUAUUAUUAUAUACAGGACAAAGAUAAUGUGCAUGUGUCUACGGAACUGUAAUUUUAUAACUGAGAAAUAAAUGUGUGUACAGAGCUUCA
Messenger RNA from Acanthaster planci (crown-of-thorns starfish), 5523 nucleotides. RefSeq lists its product as uncharacterized. Gene Ontology annotation, cellular component: Sin3-type complex. Lineage: Eukaryota; Metazoa; Echinodermata; Asteroidea; Valvatida; Acanthasteridae. Gene Ontology annotation, biological process: negative regulation of transcription by RNA polymerase II. The record is from RefSeq and is a predicted model, not a curated record.